This is a messenger RNA of Penicillium coprophilum, 1044 nucleotides long. RefSeq names its product alpha/beta hydrolase. NCBI's taxonomy places the organism in Eukaryota, Fungi, Ascomycota, Eurotiomycetes, Eurotiales, Aspergillaceae. The coding region runs from base 1 to 1044 and encodes 347 amino acids. The transcript has a single exon. The record is from RefSeq and is a predicted model, not a curated record.
AUGAAAUUCGUUGGACGCAUAGUCGCUGCAUUCGGAAUCGCAGUGUUCCAUACCAUUUCAGCUAUGGCGCAAAACAUGUCAUACGGGGCGGACAAUUUCUACCGCAGCAACAAUGUGACUGUUUGGAAGAUCACCUUCCAAAGCCAAUACCAAACAACUAUCGCGGGCAAUCUUUUCACCCUCAACAACCCCAACCGCAGCGCCUCCGCUCCGGCUGUUGUCGUCGGCCAUCCAAUGGGUGCCGUGAAGGAGCAAAGCGCAAACCUCUACGCAAUAAAACUCGCCGAGCAGGGCUUUGUCACGGUGUCACUUGACCUGCCAUUCUGGGGCAGCAGCCGGGGUAGACCGCGCAAUGCUGUGUCGGCAGAACUGUACGCAGAGGCAUUCAGCGCAGCAGUAGACUACCUUGGGGUGCAAAACCUCACGAACGUGGAUCGUGAGCGGAUCGGUGGUCUCGGUAUCUGCGGUAGCGGCUCCUUUCUGAUCAGCGCAGCGAAGAUCGACCCGCGCAUCAAGGCCAUCGCAACAUCAACAAUGUAUAACAUGGGAGCUGUGAGCCGACACGGACUACGGAAGUCGCAAGAUCUUGCUGAACGCAAGCAGGUCAUCAGCGUGGCAGCGCAGCAACGCUGGAUUGAGGUGGAUGGUGGCAGAACUGAGUACACGGGCGGCACUCCGAAUAGACUCACAGCGGAUUCGACCGCAGUGGACAGCGAGUUUUAUGACUAUUACCGUACGGUGCGUGGUGAAUUCACUCCCAAGGGCACGACUGCCAAUCUCACGACGCACCCGACUCUCUCGACCAACACGAAAUCCAUGAACUUUUACCCGUUCAACGAUAUAAACACCAUUUCGCCGCGUCCGAUGCUGUUUAUCUCUGGUGAUCAGGCACACUCACGCGAGUUCAGUGAAGAUGCUUAUGCCAGGGCGGGUGAGCCAAAGGAGCUGUUUUGGGUUGCUGGCGCUGGUCAUGUUGACCUCUAUGAUCGUGUAGAUCUGAUUCCAUUCGCUAAACUCACUCACUUCUUCCAACUAAAUCUCUAG